Messenger RNA from Antechinus flavipes (yellow-footed antechinus), 6863 nucleotides. RefSeq names its product zinc finger and SCAN domain-containing protein 20-like. NCBI's taxonomy places the organism in Eukaryota, Metazoa, Chordata, Mammalia, Dasyuromorphia, Dasyuridae. Gene Ontology annotation, molecular function: RNA polymerase II cis-regulatory region sequence-specific DNA binding; DNA-binding transcription factor activity, RNA polymerase II-specific. The record is from RefSeq and is a predicted model, not a curated record. Gene Ontology annotation, biological process: regulation of transcription by RNA polymerase II. The transcript has 7 exons. The coding region runs from base 2374 to 5610 and encodes 1078 amino acids.
AGAGUAAAAAAGCAGGGAGUAGAGGGGGGAAGGAGAAGGAGGGAGGAGCAACGAGAUAGUGGACAGCUAAUAAAUAGAUGGUCUGGGUCAGAGAGGAACUGAAAGAUCGGAAAAGGAUGGAAAAAUGUGUGUGUGUCUGUGUGUCUGUAUGUAUUUGUGUCUGUCUGUAUGUAAGUAGCAUCAGGUGAGGAGCCUCCUUUACUCCUUCUGUGUGUAUGUGUCUAGAUGUCUGUGUGUGACUGUGAUAAUGGGGGGGGUAAAGAAGGGAAGAAUAAUGGGAGCAGGCAGGGGGGACAGGGGCUUGACAAAGGGGCAGGAGAGAGGGUCAGAGGGAACACGAAGAGUAGAUUAGAAGAGAUGGAUCAGAGGUAGGAUGGGGGGGCAAGCUGAGACAAAGCUGUAUUGAGAGACAGGCAAAAGAAAGAGAAAAGAACAGUAAAGUGGAGAGAGUGAGAGGGCUAAGGAAGAAUGGGACUUAGAGGGACACAGAAGAAUCAGAAGGGGAAAUAGAGGAAUGGAGAUGAAUAGGUGGAGAGAAGGGGCUAAUGUGGAGACAAGGGGUAGUGAGAGCCUUAGGAUUUCGGAUAUAAAGAGGUUUUAGACAAGGCUAGAGUCAUGGGCCAAAGAAGUCGGGGAAGAGGAAUAUGAUAGGGAGUCAGUCCUAGGGCCUCAAUGUCAAGGAUCAGAUAAUAAUUGUAAAAGCACAGUGCCCGACACAUACUAGGCACCAAAUAAAUGCUUGCUUUUUCCUCUUAUUCUUUGAAGAAGUGCAGGGACUCUUUAGAUAAUGACAUAUAGCAAAGUUUCUUAAACUGUGGGUCUUAUAAUUAAUUGUAGGGGGUCAUGAAAUUAUAGUUUAUUAUCAGUAAAUGUUUGAUUUAUAUACUUAUUUUAGAUUUCUCUAUACUUGUGGUCAUAUGAAAAUUUCUCAGGUGAAAAGGGAUCACAAGUAGAAAAAGUUUAAGAAGUUUUGAUAUAUAACAUAUGGACAAGUGUGUUCAGGUUUGUCUCUCCCUUAUCCUGUAUGUUUGUGUAUAUAUACCUGAUUGGAUGAGUGCCCAUUGAAGAAAUCAAAAGGCUUUUUGAUUAUGCCAUAUUAAGUUUAAGAUUUGUUAGAGUACAGCCAAAUCCCAUGGGUUGGCUCUGGACAAGAGAAAUACAUCCUUGUCUUUUAUGAACCAUUAGUUAAAUGAAGAAAAGUGAUAGCUCUUAUACUAGCACUUGGUCAUCUUUAAUCCAAAGAAUGAUUGAGUAGGCAAAUUCAAUCUAGAGAUUCUUGGAGGGAAUUUAAGUAACACUUUCAGAUCUUGGUAACCAGCCUCCGAUACUUUAGUACUAUCACUCUCUUCAGGAGAUUUAGGGCCAAUGAGGAACUUGUGGAAGUGGAGGCUUUUUUAGUUCAGAUUUUUAUGGCCCAUAACAUCUGGAAUUUGUGGAACUGGACUAGCUUUUGACAUGGAUUUGAGUUGAGCAGUGGUUUGGCUGAUUACAUUUGACUGUUUCAUUGCUAUCAGAAUUCUUUUGAUAAAGGGGGAGAAAAGGCCAUGAUUAUUUUCUAGUAAUGAAAGAUUUGUGAUUUCUGCUUCAUAACUGAAUUGGGUGAAGAGCUUUCAUGCACCAAAUCUGCCAUGUAAUCUAUGAUUCCUGCUUCCUAAGACCACAGAAAUCUAUACUGCCCAGUCCCUUUGCUGCAACAUCACUGGUUGGCUAUGAUUCUGUACUUGCUAAGUAUGGUCCAUUGGGAAACAGCAUGUCAAAAUGUCACUGUCAGAAUGCUAAAAGUUUUGACAUGUUAAUCUGAGCUCAGUUUUUGUGGGAUUAAUUUUAUGCUGCAGUAAAAUUCCCUCUGUCGCUUUGGAAGGCAGAGUUCACCCUGGACAUCUAUGCCUCACCUGCUGAUAGCUUUUCUUACUGUAUGUAGCAUGAUUGAAAACACUGUACUUCCUCAUGAAUAAAUUCUGUUUUCAGACUCAUACAAAUCCUUCUGCUCUCUUUUGAAAAGAGGCCUGCCACUGCCCUUUCUGGGUUUGGUGUCAGACUAUGAUCUAGCUUCCUCGUUUGUGGAUGAGGGGGCCUCACAUAUAAAGCAUUCCUGGUGAAAGAAAGAUUGGCUCGCAGGCACAUGGGAGCGACUUUUGACUGUCAUUGAGGAAAGAAAGGUGGACUAUAUAGAAAACUUUUAUUCUUUGAAUGCCAGGUUAGAUGAGGCAGAGUAAGGCUGCUUGAUCUUUUCUGUUCACAUCCUUUAUGUCUCUGUUCCCAGGGACCAGGGGGAGAAACCCCUCUUACAGGUGUCCACCUGGAAGUGAUAAGGCAAACAAGAAGACUGAAAAGUAGGAGAUCUACCUAGGUUGGAACUCACCACACUCUACCAUGGCCACCACCCUUGAGUCCCCAGUUCAGUCUCCAAUAGAGCAGGAGGGACUCCUCAUAGUGAAAUUAGAAGAAGAUUCUUCCUGGAAACAAGAAUCUUCUCUUUGGGGAGAUGAACUUGAUCUUGAGAUCUCUCGUCAGCGCUUCCGGCAAUUUCAAUAUCAGGAGGAAUCUGGACCCCACCAAGCUUUUAGCCAGCUCUGGGAGCUUUGUUGUCGGUGGUUGAGGCCAGAAGUACGUAUGAAAGAGCAGAUCUUAGAGCUUCUGGUGCUGGAACAGUUCCUGAAUAUCUUACCCAGAGAGAUCCAAAGUUGGGUUCGAGAACAUCACCCAGAGAGUGGUGAGGAGGCUGUUGCUUUGGUGGAGGAUUGGCAUGAAAAUCCUAGGAGAUCACGACAGCAGAUUACUACCAAUGCACAUGGAAAGGAAGUGGCCUCGAAGGAGUCUAAGCCUUUGGGAACAGGGAAGGAUUCAGAGAUAGCGCCCAUGGACUGCCAGUUUAAGGGACAAACCCAGAAAAAGCUGCUGCAGGAUUCCUGCCUGGGGCUGCCUGAGCAGUGCCAGCUCAAGGAGGAACCAAGGCCUCUUAAAGAGAAUGCUGUCCUUGCUCCCCGGGUUCCUGCUCUGCCUAAGAUGGGUAGUGUUGGUGACUGGGAGAUGGCAGCUGCGUCCCAGGUAACAGAUGAAGAUGCAUCAUUGUACUUCUCUGCAAUCAAUGGGAACCCUUCUCAGAAGACUGUCUGCAAGAAUACCACAAGAGAGAGUUAUGGAAAUGAGCUUUCACUGGUUUUGAAGUCUAGCAGCAUCUCCUGGCCAGAGCAAGGAAGAGAGCCAUGUGUACCAAACCUUCUGCACUCUGGGAAAAGAGAGAACCCUGCAGAUCAUAGUACACGUGAAGAACAAGUGAGACUAGGGCAAACAUCCUCUGUGAAGGAAGGAAAAUCCUGGGAAGAACAGGAACAGUGGGAUAUGGAGGACAUGAGGGUUACUGGAGUGCACUGGGGCUAUGAGGAAACAAAGACUUUCCUUGCAAUCCUUGGUGAGUCUCCAUUUUCUGAAAAACUUCGGACCUGCCAUCAGAACCGCCCUGUGUACCGGGCCAUCUCUGAGAGAUUGAGAGAACGGGGUUUCCUGCGAACCCUAGAGCAAUGCCGGUAUAGGAUCAAAAAUCUUUUAAGAAAUUAUAGGAAAGCUAAGAGCAGCCAUCCCCCUGGCACUUGCCCUUUCUAUGAGGAAUUGGACACUCUGGUGAAGGCUCGGACUGCUGUCAGAGCCACAGGCAUCUCAGAGAAGGCUUCAAGCCUCCCCAGGUUGGGGGAUAGUGAUGCUGAGACAGAAGAGCAGGAAGAAAGGAACUGGGAACAUGAGACAACUACUGAGGCUACCACAGCUGAAGACUGUAAAAGGAAUGAGAUGGUCAUUGGAGAGCCAAUCCAGCGACCCAAGAUGUCUAGUGGCUCAGCCUUUUUCCAAAGUCGUGUUGCAGGUGUGCACUGGAGCUAUGAAGAAACCAAGAUUUUCCUUGCCAUUCUUGGUGAAUCUCCAUUCUCCAAAAAACUUCAGACCUGUCACCAGAAUAGCCAAGUAUAUCGUGCCAUUGCUGAGCGUCUGCGCCAACGGGGUUUCCUCCGGACACUAGAACAGUGUCGCUACAGGUUCAAAAACCUCCUACGAAGUUACCGGAAAGCUAAAAGCAGUCAGCCCCCAGGGGUUUGCCCCUUUUAUGAAGAACUGGACACUCUCAUGCGUGCACGAGCAGUUCUCAGAAAUGCCCACCUCUCAGAAAGGCCAGGAAGGAUAGAUGCUGAAGAACUGGACCAAAGGACUUGGAGACAGGAGGAGGAGGAGGAAGAGGAGGAAGAAGAGGAGGAGGAGGAGGAAGAGGAGGAAGCAAUCAAAGAGGAUGAGGGCAGUGAUGUGCCAGCCCAGCAUUUUAAAACCCUUGAUACUGCAGCUCCAUUUAAAAGCUGCAUUGGUCUGGACCUGAAGUGUGAGAAUGAAGAACAGAAUUUAAAGCAGGAUGUUUCUAAGGAGCUGCAUAAGACAUCAUCAAAACAUUUUGAAGAAGAUGGUCACCAGUCUGUUUGGGGAAAAGACAGUGAAGAUGAAUAUGAAUCAUCAAGACAGUAUGAAAGUUCUUCAGAGGAACAGUGGGAGAAAUGUUCUGAAGAGGAUUUAGAAAAACUAAUAGAUCAUCAGGGACUGUACCUAGCAGAAAAACCCUACAAAUGCAAUACAUGUGUGAAAAGUUUCAGUCGGAGCUCUCAUUUUAUUGCACAUCAACGAAUCCACACUGGUGAAAAACCCUACAAAUGUCUCGAAUGUGGGAAAAGCUUCAGUGACCGUUCUAACCUCAAUACUCAUCAGAGAAUCCAUACUGGAGAGAAACCUUACAAAUGUCUUGAAUGUGGAAAAAGUUUUAGUGAUCAUUCAAACCUAGUUACUCAUCAGAGAAUCCACACAGGAGAAAAACCUUAUAAAUGUAGUGAGUGUUGGAAAAGCUUCAACCAGAGUUCAAACCUUAUUAAACAUCAGAGAAUCCACAUGGGAGGAAAUACUGAUAGAUUUAGUGAACAUGGAAUAAGCUUUGCUAACAAUCCAUCUUUGAGGGCACACUUGAAAAACCACAUUGGGGAGAAGAUCUCUGAGCAGCUUGAAGGAGAAAACAAUUUCAGUAUGAACUUAACUUGUUCUGGGCCCCAGGGAACUGACUCUGGAGAAAAACCCUUUGAAUGUCAUGAAUGUGGAAGAAGCUUCAGUAAGAGCUCAGCCCUUACUAGUCACCAAAGAAUUCAUACAGGGGAGAAACCUUAUGAAUGUGCAGAAUGUGGGAAAAGCUUCAGUAAAAGCUCAACCCUUACUAACCAUCAAAGAGUCCACACAGGUGAAAAACCAUAUAAAUGUGUUGAUUGUGGGAAAUGCUUCAGUGAACGUUCAAAGCUUAUCACUCAUCAGAGAGUUCACACGGGAGAGAAACCCUAUAAAUGUAUGGAGUGUGGCAAAAACUUCCGUGAUCGUUCCAACCUCAUUACUCACCAUAGAAUUCACACAGGAGAGAAACCAUAUAGAUGUGGUGAGUGUGGGAAAUGUUUCAACCAGAGCUCAAGCCUUAUUAUACACCAGAGAAUCCAUACUGGAGAGAAACCCUACAAAUGUACUGAGUGUGGAAAAGACUUCAACAAUAGUUCGCACUUCAGUGCCCACCGGAGAACACACACUGGGCGUAAAGUUAUAUAGGAGAGAAAAAACAAGGCUUUUAUUUUAUUUUUCGAGCAUCAUAUAUUUGCUAGAAAAGUGCUUUUUAAAGCUUUAGGCUCAGUUCAUCCCAGGGAAACAAUACUGGUAUAAAGGCAAACAACUUGGAGAUGAAUAGUUGAAUAUUAAAACACAUUUCACAAAAACAAUUUGCUUUUGUGUUGGGGGAAAACACAACAACUCACAAACAUAUUUCUUAGGCCAAUCUUGCCUUGGCUAAUGAAAAAUGUUGGAGCUAAACAAGUAACUUUGCAAUUAGACCAAUGAAUUAUUGGUCUAAUACAGACAAGCCAUUAUUAGUAUGGGAACUUUCUCACCCAUUUCAGGAAUCAUGUAUAGAAUUGAAGCAAUAAAAAAAAUUACUAUAUUAUCAUAGAUUUCUGAAUUUCAGCAAACCUAAAGCACUUAACUGAAAACAUUUCAACCUCAUAUUACAACCUUACAAGACAAAUAUAAAUUUUUUUCCUUCUAUUUAUAAAUGGGAAAAUAAAUGAUUAAAACAAAUGUCUUGAAUGUAGCUCAAACACAGUUAACACAACAGUGGAAUACAUAGAGGAGAAAAGCUUGUUAAAUCUGAUGAAAACAUAGCUUUUAGUCUGAAGGGAAACAGCUCAGUAGGGAGAUGAGUCUGGGGGGGACUCCUUUCCAUGCUUGGUGCCAUACUAGCAGACUCCUAGCUGAGUCAUUAUGGGGUGACUCAGGGGUUUUUUGUUUGUUUUUUAAACUGGUGGUGGUCGUGUUGUGUGAAUUCAAAUAUUUCUUUAGAGUAUGGGGGAAAUGCUGAUGGUGAUAUUACCUCAUAUUCUUCAUGCCAACCUGUUUUGGAAUUCUGCCCAGGAAUGAAAAUUAUGCCUAAUUAUUUUACUUAUCUUAAUAAAGUAGAAUUUAGUCGUUGUGAUUGUCUUAAGAUUAUUAAGGCACAGAUAAAUAGUUGGUGGAGGAUCACAUUGAUGUAUUGUAUGCAGAUGGAUUUCUCUAUUCUUAAUCUUCAACAUUGCUGAGAGUCAUUUCUUCACUAUUAAUGGAAAUCUGUUGGAAUCUUUGUGGUCUUGAACCAUGUUGUAAAUAAAGAAACUUAUGUGAUGGAAAAUAUGGAGUACCAUCACCCAGAGUUUAGGGUGACUCAAUUGUCUUACAAAAUAACUGCUGAUGGAACUGAUAGGGAAAGGAAGCAGUCAUUUAUUAGAUGACUAGCUUGAAAUUCCCAGUGUAUAUUAAAAGGAUUGUGAACCUCA